This is a messenger RNA of Eriocheir sinensis (Chinese mitten crab), 3324 nucleotides long. RefSeq names its product M-phase inducer phosphatase-like. Gene Ontology annotation, biological process: positive regulation of G2/MI transition of meiotic cell cycle; G2/M transition of mitotic cell cycle; positive regulation of G2/M transition of mitotic cell cycle. NCBI's taxonomy places the organism in Eukaryota, Metazoa, Arthropoda, Malacostraca, Decapoda, Varunidae. Gene Ontology annotation, molecular function: protein tyrosine phosphatase activity. The record is from RefSeq and is a predicted model, not a curated record. Gene Ontology annotation, cellular component: nucleus; cytoplasm.
ACUCGAUCCCAACACUCAUGAAUGACCGAGUGUGGAGCUUGUCCCGCGACGGCUCCCGAGCCAGGCAGUGCCUCCCCUUGGCCUGCAUGUGUCCCCGAACACAGUCAACGCCGGCAGCACCACCUUCAGCGUGGAGAUGUUGGGAAAACUUACAAUGCACUGCUGGCAAGGCAAAAUUCGGCAGCGUCAAGAGCGACGAAGAACCUACGGAAAGCAUGAGUAGUAGUCGAGACCUGUAUCGGAGUGUGCUGCUGGGCGGGCCGUGCGAGUCGCCGCAGUUCAGCAGCGGUGACCUCUCGCCCAUGUCCAACCUGGCCUUCUCCCUUCACGGCACCUCCCUCUCCCACACACCCCGCAGACGGCUCUCCCUCAACUCCAACAUGUCCGACACCCCUCAGUCCUGCCACAACGACUCAUCACAACUUUCAAGUAACUCGCCAACAGACGGCCAGAGCUCAGAGUCCGGGUCCAGCACGAUGGAGGAGGCGAUCGUCUCUCCUCGACGGAAUAUCAGCACGUCCUCACGCAAUAAAGAAAAUUUUCCCUCUCCUUACUUCUCCCCGUCCCGCCUUCCACCCCGCAGCCGUUCCAGCCCCCUGCAGGAAGUCCAGAACACAGUUAAUAGGACCUUGGAUUUCAGUCCCCUUAAAAAGAUGGUGUCUCCCUCAAAGAGACAGCUAACCUCCCCUCAGAAGCCAUCCACUCCAGAUGACUUUGACACAACAUCUCAAGACAGUGGUUACUCAGAAAGUGGCAAGAAGGUGGAGGAGGACUGUUUCAGUGUUCCAAUCAGCUGUGCACCCCGUAAGCUGAACUUGGAUUUGUCCCCACCCAAGGCAAAGGUGGCUGUCUCUCCAUUGAAGCCAGUUUCUGUGGUGCCUUCCACAACUACAUCAACAUCAGUAUCUUCCAGCAGCUCUCCAGUUCCCUCUGUGUCAACUGAAGGCCGAAGACCAUUCAAAAAGUUUUCAUCUCUCUCAAAGGGUGAUGAGGAGGAUGCCAUGCUUAUGGACUUGAUGAAUGAAAUGCCCCCUCAAGAUGAAAAACCUCUUGGUUUCUCUAACUUGUUGUCAGCCCCAAUACAACAAGAAAGAGUAUCUCCACCUUCCACGGCUGCAGCCCGACCCUCCAUUAGGCGGUGUCUGUCUAUGAUUGACACUACCCCCACCUCCUCUCGAGUUCAGUUUGUCUCCAAGCCAUCACCAGCGCCAGCUGAUUACACUUCCUCCUUCAAGCGACCAAACCCUCCAACUGAUUCCAGCAACCUUGAUAGCAAACGGAGGAAACUGGAUGUGCCCAGUGAGCAGCUUUCUCCCCUCACCUCCAAUGCUCAAACCACCACCCAAAGCAAGAGCCCAGCCCUGCUGACACAGAGACAAGUGUCAGCUCCUGAACCAAGCCCCUCCCAACAGAACACUAGACCCAAGUGGCAGAGGUGUCACUCCGAGAGUCAUGUCUCUAUAAUGAAAGCUUUAAACAAGAGUUCUGGACAUGAUGGAAGCCUCAUAGGAGAUUUCUCCAAGCCCUUGCUGCUCCCCACAUUAGAGGGAGGCAAGCAUCCAGACCUGAAGUCCAUCAGUGUUGACACUUUAGCUGAAGUCGUCCGAGGGAAAUACAAGAAUAAAGUUGCCUCCUGCCGUAUCAUUGACUGCAGGUAUCCGUACGAAUAUGAGGGUGGCCAUAUCUUAGGUGCCGAGAUGUGGCACUUGCCUGAGAUGGUGGGAGAACACUUGAAGGCCCGGAAGGGAGCCCCUGUCAUUACUGGAGAGGAGGAGCUUCGUCACAUUAUGGUGUUCCACUGUGAGUUCUCAGCUGAGAGAGGACCCAGGACUCAGCGGCUGCUGCGGGAGAUUGACCGCACUACCAACAAGGAGCACUACCCGGCUCUUCAUUUCCCUGAGAUUUACCUCCUGGAAGGUGGCUACAAGUCCUUCUAUGAAAGCUACCCAGAGCUGUGCACACCCAAUGACUAUGUGAGGAUGCUAGAUCCCAACCACACAGAAGAUCUCAAGCACUUUAGGGGUAAGUCCAAGUCCUGGGCUGCCGAGAACAAACAGUCCAAGAAUCGCAACGCAGGACCUCGUCCAGGGCUCAAGAGACUUGGGUUAUGAUGACUGUCUCACAUUUAGGACUAAUCUUUUUAUGUCUUUUACUCUGAUUUUUAUGACACAUUUUUUAAUGACAUAAACUUUUGUGUGAGUGCAAUAUAUCUAUUAUUUUGUUGUGUACAGUUUUGUCCAGGUUCAGUCUUCAAUGUUAGGGAGGAUUUUUCUUUUUUUCCCCAAUGCCAAAGGAUGUUAUGUUCCUCCUGAAAUGUUGAGCAAUCCACUCCAAGGUGUGGGACUAGUCUGGGCAAAAUUUUGUUGAUUUUGUUCUUCUUUGUCUUUGUUUUCCAUUAUUUAUGUUUUGAUCUGAUCUACAUGUGAUCAAUGUUUUUAUCUUCAUCUUUACUGUCAUUAAGGCAAGUUUCCACCCAUUCCUCCAUCAGUGAUGUUUUAACUUCUUGUGAGCCCUCUCUUUUUAACAUGCUUGAAGAGUAAUAUAAACAAAACCAACUGUGAUAAUCAAACCUUUUAGUCGAUGCAAAAUCAUGUUGAUUGAUGUGCAGUAACGGUACAAAUAAUGUAUUUCAUGAACAGGGAAGGGUGUCACUGUCAUGGUUUAUCAAUUUAGCUUUUCACGGAGGUUUGAGAAGAUCGAGAAAAUUUGGGUGUGAUUUACACAUUUAUAUGACCCCUAAUGUAAAGGUAAUUGCAGGGAAUGGAUAUAUGAAAAGGAAAAUUAAUGUCACCGUCAUUAUUCAACCUCUGCUUUCAUUGGGUUUUGUGAGAAGUGAGAAUGAAAGUCUGCUGUGAUUUACAUAUCAUCUCUUAAGAGGGUAACUGGCCUGCAGUUUUGUGUAUAGGAACCACCGCCACAAGUGUUCAGUGUAUUUGUAGGUAUAUUUUUCAACAUGUCCAGCGACCCCCAACACUGUGAUCUCAGACUACCAACUGACUGCUGCUCCAUGUGUCAGAGCCUUAUGACGUGUACCUUAAGAGUUCAUCUUGAUUCUCAGUGUUGUUAUUACAUUUGCACAGGUAUAAACUUAUUUCAGUUUAAAACUGGCAAAAGGUAUUUAAAGUUACGAUGUACGUUUUGCCUCCCAUCUAUUCUUUCCUUUCACUCUGGGUGUACAAAUUUUUCCAUAUUGUUAGCCUUUCGGGAAAGAGGUUAUUAAUAAAAUUUAUAUGAUCCCCUUUUCUAGUCUUCGUGUUAGUGUAAAAAAAAUCUUGUGAAAAUCAUUCUUUGUCCCGUCUGUCCGCAAUACACAAAAUUUCUGUC